Molecule: messenger RNA, 3941 nt
Organism: Pecten maximus
Lineage: Eukaryota; Metazoa; Mollusca; Bivalvia; Pectinida; Pectinidae
Product: zinc finger protein 236-like
Biological process (GO): regulation of transcription by RNA polymerase II
Cellular component (GO): nucleus
Molecular function (GO): RNA polymerase II cis-regulatory region sequence-specific DNA binding; DNA-binding transcription factor activity, RNA polymerase II-specific
Source: RefSeq, a predicted model, not a curated record
CUUCCGGUCAAUGAACAAAAGAAAAUAUUGUGUGAAGUUGCAAGCAGCGUAAACAAGCAUUUUUUCGAUUAUUUCCCAGUGCUCAAAUUUUGAGGAACUUUUGGAUGUCGCCGUCAAGAUGGCAGAGACUGAAGAUUUCAGAAGUCAUCCUGAAGAAGGUGAAUGCCUUACUCCAGACGAGAAGCCAUUGUCAGUUAGCAAGAGAUGUGAGUUUAAUAUGACGAACCCUGGAUCGUAUGAUUACAGCUCCAGUUUGAAGACUUUGCUGUCACAUGAAAGUUCAAAUCCCUUGUCGGGCCAGAGGGAUAAUUACAAGCGUGACAUAUCAGAUGAUAGUGAUACUGAACAACAAAACGACAGUGGUACCCCGAACGACAGGAUUGACUAUUUUAAUGGUUGUGAAUCUGAUAAUAUCAAUAUCUCCCACGCAGUACAUUAUCAUGAUGAUCACAGCGAAAGCGAAGAAGAACGGCUAAUUGAGGACAAUGAGGAAGAAGUGGAUGUAGAUGCACCAUUAAAUGUUCAGAAACUGGAGUCAAAACAACAUUAUGAUAUGGCGGUUCCUGUUUGUGAAGAAGAUGGUGUUGAUCACAAAAAAGUAAUCCAAAAUGGCCAUUCUCAUUAUCAGGAAACCAGUCUCCAUCAAGAAUCACCAACUGAAGGCAAGCCAGCUUUACAUAACGGAAAUUCAAGUUCUGUUCAACCUGACGUUGUGCAAUCAACAAAUCCGAAAAAUCUACCUUAUGUCUGUGAACAUUGUGGGAAAGGAUUUCACGAAAAGGGGCAUUUGAAAUAUCACACAAGGACGCAUUCUGAUAAAAAACAGUUCACAUGUGACAUUUGUAAUCGCGGGUUUCAUUUUAGUUUCAAUCUAACGAAGCAUCGUAGGACUCACACCGGGGAAAAGCCGUAUUUGUGUAAUUAUUGUGGGAAAAAGUUCAGUCAUAAGAAUAGUUUGAACCGACAUGUGACCCUCCAUACAGGAUUUUCACACCAGAAAUGUAAAAUUUGUGACCAGGAUUUUUACGACAAGCAAAGUCUGAGAGUGCAUCUGAUCACACACACGACUGACGGGGAAAACAAAUGUCAGACAUGUAACAGGGAAUUCAACGACAAGAGGGGCUUCCUUAUUCAUAUGCAGUCUCAUGUUUCUGCAUUUGAAGCCUCAUCUCUCAGCAAAACCCCAUCAUUUGAAUGUGAAAUUUGUCACAAAAGUUACACUUUGAGGAGUAGCCUCAACAGACACAUGAAAAAGCAUGGCACUUUCUUCAACCAAGAAUUCAAAAGUGACGACGAAUCAGUGGAUUCCACCAUAGGAUUAGAUUCUGAUCUCAAUGAUUCAUGGAACAUUGUACAGUCACAACAUUUCCAAGAUCGGUUAAGAAACAACAAUCACAUGAUUCCAAGAAUUGAUGUAUCACACAAGCAAGAUUUUCGUCAGCAGUUUCAUAAAGGAGAACACGGUGAAACCGUCAUUUCGGAUUCAAAACCUAAUUUAGAUAGUUCUGUUGAUCAAGGUAUGGACCUGUCAAUGAAGUCGGCUACCUUCAAUCAUCUACCAGCCACUGCCUCACCCGAGGGAACGAGACAUGUCUCGGAUGAAGAGAGAAGUGGAUGUUUCAUGGACGAAACUGCAUUGGACUUAAGUAUGAAAACUUGUUCAGUGCCACUUACUUUCCCAUUAAAACAGGAGUCAUGCGAGGACGAGUACAAUGGAACUCCUUGGAAUGACAAUGUUGAUACCCAAGUUGACUCGGACUGUGCUCUAGAUUUGUCCACGAACAAGUCUAGUAAGAGCUUGCAGAUGUCGGACAACGUAUCCGGAAAACACCUGUGUCAAAAACCUGAACCAGAAGAGAAUGAAAGUCAUGACAGUCCGAUAGACAUGAGGUGGAAUAGUGAACCUCAAGAGAGAAUACAUAAGUGCAAGAAGUGUCCAAUGACGUUUGAUGAUCGCCUGCUUCUCCUGUAUCAUUCAAAACAGUAUCACCGAGAAACCUUGUCUCCAAUACCUUUUGAUGCAACGCCGCAACAUUUUGGAGAAAAUAUUUCCCAGACAUCACAUAGUCCUGAUGAAAUGGAGGACGUUUUGGAAUCCAGCAAAUGUCCUUAUUGUGAUGAUGUCUUUGCGUCAACUUUGGCUCUCAACAAACAUCUGCUUAUGCACUUCAAAGACCAGACAGAUUUCUGUGAGUUCUGCUGCAGGAUGUUCGCAGACAAGGACAAGUUCAAAGCCCACAUUGAAAUGCACACUGAUCAAACUUAUGAAUGCAGCAUUUGUCAGAAACUAUUUGAAUCCAAGUUUGAACAGCAAGACCAUAUCAAGGAACACAAAGAAGGCAAGCCAUUUAUUUGUGGGCAUUGCGAGAAAUCGUUUCCUAUAAAAUACUACCUUGAAUCGCACAUGCGAGUGCAUUUCGGAGACAAACCUUUCAAAUGUCAGAUAUGUGGACGAGGUUUUACUCAUAGUUUUAACCUGACAAAACAUGUGCGAAUUCAUACUGGAGAGCGUCCAUAUGAAUGUCCUCAAUGCCAACGGAAGUUCGCUCAGAAGAACAGCCUGAAUCGACACAUGUAUCUUCAUGUCGGUCAGUCACCUUUCAAGUGUAAACUUUGUGACAAGUUCUUUGCCCACAAAUUCGCCUUGCAGAUUCACAUGUCCAAGUCACACGGAAUCUUUGAUGCUGAUUACAGCCAAGAGGAGUUUGAAAAUAAUGUUACUUCUCUACAGAACGAGAAGUUACUAGCACCGGAGUCCGAUAUUUUACCACGCACUGACUCAUCAAAACUGUCGGAUAAUGUUUAUGCCACGGAACGAAUUUCCACACGUAAUUUAGCUUCAGACUACCAAACUUCUUUACCAAACAUGCCAACUGAAGAAGGUGUAGGUGAAAGUAAUACGGACGGAGAAAAACAAUAUACUCAAAGGCAGCAAGAGCUAGGCAAGGACAUUUCAAACGAAAGUGAUGACCAUAGUGAUAAUCCUGGGAAUUCAUUGAGCAAUGUUAAUGAUGAAGCAUAUGGUAACUCGCGCAGGUCUGCUGAAGAAUUACAACAUGCUGAAGCUGCGAGGAAUAUGGAGUCAUUGAGUGCGGCGGGCAUGUUUAUGCCUUGGCAGAUGCCCAAAGGUCUUGGGAUGCCACCAUUUGCAUUACCCAAUAUGCCUAUGAUGAACCCUAGCAUGAUGAUGUCAGCUUAUCUCAUGAAUUCCUAUGUUGAGGCGCAGCACCUGGAUCUUAUGAGAAAGAUACAAGAAAAUAAAGGCGUGGAAACAGUAUUCAAUGAAGAUAUGUCACAUCCAACAAAAAAUAAAGCUCCCGAAAAUGACGUCCAGUACCGAGAAGCUAUUGACGCAGCUCACAACAGUAGUUUAGGUGAGAGUGAGCAAACGCAAGAACCAGAUACGCAUGUUUGUCAGGAAUGUGGAAAAUCUUUCAAGAAAAAAUACUACCUCAAAUCUCACAUGCGUGUGCAUACUGGCGAGAAGCCAUUUAAGUGUGAAAUUUGUGACAAAACUUUCAGCUACAGCUUCAACAUGAAGAAACACAUCAGGACUCACACAGGGGAGCAGCCAUACCAAUGUAAUAUCUGUAAAAGACGUUUCAGUCACAUCAACAGUCUGAACAGGCAUGCGUCCACCCACACUGAGAGCAGUUUCAGCUGUCGAUACCCGUUGUGUGAAGCCUCUUUUCCUGAUAAGAACUCUUUAUAUCAACACGUCCUUCAUAAACACGGACUUCACAGGGAACUGACGAAUCCGGCUGAAAUUCGAUUUGAUGGAUCAAAGUUGCAACAUCUACCGAUUGAUACUCAUUUUAACAACAAUAUUGAUUCUUCUUUGACCUUUGGAAAAUACCUAAUCCAAGCGUGGUCCGUGACGGUGUUCACGCGAAUGAAACGUCAUGUGUGAAUGUGGAAGGAAAUUCACAAAAAGAUCAGGG